This is a messenger RNA of Myxocyprinus asiaticus (Chinese sucker), 2642 nucleotides long. RefSeq lists its product as uncharacterized. The transcript is spliced from 9 exons. The coding region runs from base 22 to 1092 and encodes 356 amino acids. NCBI's taxonomy places the organism in Eukaryota, Metazoa, Chordata, Actinopteri, Cypriniformes, Catostomidae. The record is from RefSeq and is a predicted model, not a curated record.
CACCAUCACAAUGUCACAGUGAUGGAUCUGUGUAGCCUUCUCUUCAUCUUCCUGUUGAUGAAACUCUCAGGUACUCAAGAUGUCACCACGGUCAGAAAAAUAUCUGUUCAGAGAGGAAAAUCUAUCACAAUUCCUUGUUUAUAUAGACAGGAAUAUACAUAUUCAUACAAGUACUUGGGGGCUGGAUACUCUUGGCAUUUUAGUAAUUAUAUAGAGACAUCUGACCAUCGAUAUAAUCAUAAAACAGUUUUCAUCUCUGAUGACACAUCACACAACGUCUUUACUGUACACAUGAAUAAUAUUCAAGAGUCUGGUCAUUACUGGUGUGCUGUCGAUAUUCCUUAUGGUUGGGACAAACGGGUAGGAUUUUUCUUGGAAGUCACAGAAGGCCCUCCCAGACUUCAACUGGACAAUCAGAGGCUAACAAUUUCUGAGAAUGGUAGCGUUACCAUCAGAUUCUCUCAUCAUGGGUUUACUCAAGGUAAUAUAAAAUGGUGUAAGUUGGGAGAGCACUGCAUGGAAGAGAAAUAUGGAACCUUGAAUGGAGCCUCUGUUUCGAUCAGAAAUGAUCAGGAAUACAUUAUUGUUACCAUGAGCAACCUGAAGAAGGAGAGCACAGGAUGGUACUCGUGCUCAGUUGGGGACCUACAGAUGCCUGUUCAUAUUACUUUAGAACAGAAAAAUACUCUAUCAACUCUAUCUACCACAACGCCACACAUGAUAGUAACAAACACCGUUCGGAUGAGGACUGCCAUGAUUAUUGAAGUCUUCCUGCUCAUGAUAAUUUAUGGAGCUUUUAAACUAUUCAAAGUAUACAGAGAAAGAUGCUUAAAAUCUACAAAUCAAGCAGCAGAGGAAAGUCACUACGUAAUAAUGCACAGGAAACGAUCAUCACAUUCACAUGGCUGUGCAGCUACUGUUGAAAGAGCAUAUGAAAAUAUGGCUGGACUCAAAAGAAACACUGAGUCACAUUGCUGUGCUACUGGUGAAAGAACAUACGCAAAUACAGUUGGACUCGAACGAAACAUCAAGCUACCUGCUUCUGGUAAUAAAUUCACCUGCCCUUCUGUGGUCAAGAACAGUGAUCUAUAAAAUAUGCCCCUGAUAAAAUAUGUGAAUGUUGUGGCGACAUGAUAACAGGUCUCUAUCUAUUCUUUUUUACUUAUCUUCCACUGGGCAUAAAUACAGUUGUUACAUCAUCAAAUCAGAUACUAUUCAAGAAUGAGAGAUCAUUUAAUUGAGCAAUCUGUAUCUAUUGCUCAACACAUUUCCACUUAUAUUCCACUAUAAUGUGCAUAUUUUUUAAUAUUGUAUGUCCAAAAAGAAGAAGUAUAAGUGUUGGUCCCGUUUUUGGUACAAUUGAAACAUUAACGUAUCCGUAUAUAUAAGUCAGGCAUAUGAGGGAUCAUUUGAAAGCUUAGAAUCUGACCUUUUCAGAGAUAACCAUCACUUCUGCAUUUAUGUUACUUAAAAAAAGGCCUAAAAGCAUUUGUGUUGAAAAUUAGUUUGAGAAAACAAACCUACGAAUGGCUUACUUAUAGUUGUUUCUUCAAAUUAAGUUGGGAUAGUAGAAAGAAUUUUAACACUAAAUAAGUUACAUACUUCAGCUUUAAUCUUCAGCACCAAAUUUGAAAAAUGAACAAAUAAACUACAAAAACACACAUUAUGAUAAGGAUGUGAUAUUUGACAGCCCACAUUGACCUGUUGUUGGUGUUAAAACAAAACCUUUAAAGCAAAAAUGACCAAAAAUGUGUUUUUCUAAACCUUAAUGAUUUGAGGUGUCACUUCUAUGUUUAUCUCAUUGUAGCAGUCCACCAUCCCAAUCACCAGUCUUUUAACUGAGCUUUUGUCACUGAAGUGCUGUUUUAAAUAGACUGUAUGUAGACAGAAAUAUUGUAUUUAUGUUUAUUUUUUUAUGAAUGAUACCAACAUUUGAACUUGAACUGAGGUACUAGAUGCUAUAUGCAAUGUGUUAUGACCCCUUUAUGUAUCAGAAAUGCUCUACUCAUGCAUUUCCAGUUAUUGCAAUGAGGUGAAUUAGUUAGUACAUUUUUUGUGUUGUACUAAAUAUUAGUAAAUAUUAAACAUGAAAACACAGCUGUUGAUAUUACUGAAAAUUAGAAGUCCUCAUGUUAGCUAUAGAGCUAACAUGAGGACUUAAUCACAAACUAAGAAAUUGUGGUGGUUUUGCAUUGUUUAACACGUUUUAGGCAUCAUCUGUUUUGUACGUUUCAUUGUGAAUAGCUUUGAUUAUACUUUCAGUUUUGCUAUUUAUCUCCACUCUAUAAAUCUGAUUUAAUGUAAUCUGUAAGAGGGGCUGAAAUUUUGUGCUAUUAAUGAUGUGAAUAAAUUGAUUUGUGUCAACACAGCAGAAUAAAACAGCUGAAUAUAUCGUGAACUUUGGACUGCUGAGUGGAUAUGAAUGCAUAAAACAAAGUAAAAAUGAUUGCUGAAAAAAAGAGAAAAAAAAAUCAGCCCCCUUCAUCUGCAUGUGAGGAGGCCUACUGUACAUUUACCCUAAUUUCUGUGGCAGAACAUGUAAUUACAGAGUCAUUCCUCAAGAGGGCCUCAAAGAUGUUUACUUUGAGUGACAGAGUGUUGUAUGUGUAAACGAAUUUGUGUGUUUGUGGGGGGGUUGGCAG